Rubroshorea leprosula is the source of this 911-nucleotide messenger RNA. The record is from the annotation of a GenBank genome assembly. Lineage: Eukaryota; Viridiplantae; Streptophyta; Magnoliopsida; Malvales; Dipterocarpaceae.
UCCUCCCUCCUUUGAGACUCAGCUAGCUAUAGCUACUCAAACUGAUCCUUCUUUCUUUGCUUAUAAUCUUUUUAUUCCAUCUGAAAAGGUAAAGCUUUCGAAGCCAUGGACGGUGGAGGGAGCAACCUGAAGGUAGUUGAAGAGAGUUCACGGCCAAAAGUAAGAUUCUCUCAUGCUGGUUUACGGAUACUGGCGCUGGCGCUUACACUCGUAGCUUCAAUCCUGGCGGGUGUUGAUAAGGAGACCAAAGUCCUAUCUGUCGCCCUCAUCAAAACCUUGCCGCCCGUUCAAGUUCCAGUCACUGCUAAGUGGCAAUAUCUCUCCGCUUUUGUGUACUUCGUUGUGGCGAAUGCGAUAGCAUGUUCAUAUGCAGCAACAUCUCUGAUAUUCUUAAUGGUAGCUGGCCGGUGCUUUAGGCACAGCACAUCAUCGUUGGCAUUAGUCAUGCUAGACCUUAUAAUAACGGUGUUUCUCUUCUCAGCCGAGGGGGCUGCUAUUGGGGUCGGACUUAUAGGCCGGGACGGGAACUCACACGUGCUGUGGAACAAGGUUUGCAAUGUGUUUGAAGGCUUCUGUCGCCAUAUGACUGCAGCCGUGAUCUUGUCCCUGCUCGGAUCCUUUGUCUUCCUCUGGCUAGUGGUCCUAUCCAUAGUUAACCUCCACAAGAAGUCCAUGGAGACAGAAGGAAAAAAUUAAGGGGGCCAAUGGGAAGAGUUGUUGAGAGUAUUUAAUAUUAGUAGUAGUUUUCCUCUAUGGCAGCUUGUUUACCAAAUUCCCUGAGAAGCAGUAACUUCUAGACCAACCAAUGCUGUUUCUGAUGUAUUAUUGUAGUGAGAUGUAAUUGCUGGUUGCUGAAUUAUGUAUGUGAUCUAGUGUUUCACAUGAUCUCUAAAUAAAAUUUUUAUAGCACU